AGCUCGUUAAGUGCGGUUGUGUUUUCUUACUCCACUCGUGUCUCGUGGAUGUGCUGGCGUGAAACUGGUGUUAAAGGAUGAGUUUGCAAACAUCAACGGCGACGAAAUCGAUCGCCUCGACUCCGUUCUCUAUCAACGACAUCCUGACUAGGUCCCGACGCGGUGACAGUGAAAGACGAAGCUCGGUUGAGUCGUCCGGAAACGAGGAAGAAUUAAGUGAGCUUGGAAGAAUGAGAUACUAUAAAAGUGGAUCUUCGGUGGAUCACGGUGAAUUCUAUGGAAAGUUAAACAUGUCGGGCUACUACCAUAACAACAACAAUAACAACACUAAUGGAUUCAAUUUGGGAAAUCUACAUCCGUCGUUGCGACGAGGAUCGCUGGACUGUUUCAUGGUUCCUGCGGAACGUUGUGACCAACGUUUGGGGUCCAGGUGCCAUAGUGAGUUGGGUGACUGCGAUGGGGAUCGCUACGAAAAGUCUAGAAGUGAAUCGAGCAGCGAAUGCUUUCGGAUGAAGAACGGUCGAAAUGACAGCCCCUUGGAUAUGAGACGCUCGGCCGAGAACGAAUCAGAUUGUGAUUCGCCUUCGCCGUACGGAAAUCACCUUUCACUGCAUAACGGCAUGCUGGCGGCGGACGACUUGCCGGCUGCCACUAGGAAAAAGCGCUCUCGAGCUGCUUUCAGCCACGCUCAGGUGUUCGAGUUGGAGCGCCGUUUCGCUCAGCAGCGCUAUCUUUCCGGACCGGAGCGAUCCGAACUGGCGAAGAAUUUGCGGCUUACCGAGACUCAAGUGAAAAUUUGGUUUCAAAAUCGUCGCUACAAAACCAAACGAAAGCAGAUCCAGCAGCACGAGGCAGCACUGUUGAACGCCACCAAGCGAGUUCCGGUGCAGGUUUUGGUGCGAGAGGACGGAAGCUACGGACCUGCAGCUGCAGCUGCUGCUGUUCUGGCUGGUCAACCGCAUUAUGCUUCUGGACUGGAUCCAGCGCUCCUCAAUGUGUAUCGUCACCAGAUUCAAAUGGCUUACGGGAUGCCAGUACCACCGAUGCCAUUUUCCUACUUCUAUCCGGCUUCCAGCAAGUUGCCCACUUCUAUUCCGGCAAUGGCAAUGGCUGUGACUUCAAAGCAGCCGCUAAACUUCUCCACCCGGUCGCCACCAAUCGAUCAGACGGCUGCUCAUGAGCGCCGUUUGUCGCCAGCGGAAAUCAGAGAUCCCAGAGCCGGUGACGAAGAAAUGGCGUAUACCGGCCGGGAGCGCAAAAUAACCGAUGACCCCUGCGGACGAGAAUCGACGGCAGAACGGAGUGGCAGCCAUCACGAAUGCGAAAUGGUGUCUGCAGGAGAGGUUGAAGAGGAGAGUGAAAAUGUGGAAAUCGAUUAAAGUUGACACACGUUUGUUUAAAGUGAGUCUCGAAUGAUGCGACAAAAUAGAAAAACGAAGUGAACCAAAGAUAUGAAAGAUAAUUAAAGUGAAAUGUACAUACAUCAUAGCAUUAGGCGUGAGCAGGAACCAGAAUGAUGUUAGUUACUAAGUUUCAA
Wyeomyia smithii (pitcher-plant mosquito) is the source of this 1537-nucleotide messenger RNA. RefSeq names its product homeobox protein Hmx (gene bap). The transcript is spliced from 3 exons. Gene Ontology annotation, molecular function: RNA polymerase II cis-regulatory region sequence-specific DNA binding; DNA-binding transcription factor activity, RNA polymerase II-specific. The record is from RefSeq and is a predicted model, not a curated record. NCBI's taxonomy places the organism in Eukaryota, Metazoa, Arthropoda, Insecta, Diptera, Culicidae. Gene Ontology annotation, cellular component: nucleus. The coding region runs from base 78 to 1379 and encodes 433 amino acids. Gene Ontology annotation, biological process: cell differentiation; regulation of transcription by RNA polymerase II.